This is a messenger RNA of Panicum hallii, 2833 nucleotides long. RefSeq names its product receptor-like protein 15. Gene Ontology annotation, molecular function: protein binding. Lineage: Eukaryota; Viridiplantae; Streptophyta; Magnoliopsida; Poales; Poaceae. Bases 71 to 2692 code for a protein of 873 amino acids. The transcript has 3 exons. The record is from RefSeq and is a predicted model, not a curated record.
GAUCGAUUGGAGCGCACGCAAAACCUUUUCUCGAUCAGUCUUUACAUGAGCUAGCCUAGCAGCCAAAAAGAUGAGCAGCUACAUUCAGACCAUGCUUUGCAUCCUGUGCAUGCUGCACUCCAUGUUUCACAUGGCAUGCGGCUGCGUCGCCGAGGAGAGGAUCGCCCUUAUGCACGUGCGAUCUUCGUUGGUGAAGGCAGAUUCCUCGGUCCCUGAUUCGUGGGGACAGAGCGACGAGUGCUGUUCUUGGGAAAGGGUCACAUGCGGCGACAAGGUCCCACGAGUGUCAGGUCUUGACCUUAGCAACAUGCAUGCUCCCCAAGGGAACUCUAUCGCUGGAAGUGAGUGCUGGAGGCUGAACUUGACGGCUUUCUCUGCAUUCCGUGAGCUUCAGCUGCUGGAUUUAUCUUGGAAUCACGCUUGCUUACAAAAUCUUGAUGGUCUUCAAGGGUUGACUAAGCUCAGGUACCUCAACCUCAGUGCCAACAGCUUCAUUGGGAAUGAUACCAUGGGAUCACUCGGCAAAUUGGCAUCUCUUGAAGUCAUAAAUCUUGUUGGAAGCAAUAUUAGCGGUACUCUCCAAAAUACAGCUUUUAAAAAUCUCAAGCACAUGCGAGAAUUGCAUCUAAGAUCCAACCAACUGAGUGGAAGCAUCCCUUCAUCCUUGUUUGAGCUUCCACGCCUUGAAUACUUGGAUCUUUCAGAGAACCUCUUCCAAGGGCAUAUACCUAUGAGCUCAUUUGCAAGUAUUUCUUCAGCGCUACGGACUCUAAAGUUAUCUGGGAAUAAUUUAAGUGGAGCAUUUCGUUUCUUCUGGCUCAGAAACUGCACCAUGCUCGAGAAGAUUGACCUGUCCGGAAACAGUGAUUUGUCUAUUGAUGUGAAGUUCCAUGGACUAGUACCUCCAUUUCAACUGAGAUCACUAGUGCUCUCUGGGUGUAAAACUGACGACAGCAUCGUUGUGGGACCAAAUUUCCUAGGCACACAACGUCAUCUACAAAUGCUUGAUUUGUCUCACAAUAACUUGACAGGAGGUGUUCCUGAUUGGAUCUUUGCAAACAUAGCGACUCUAGUUUAUCUGAAUAUUGCAAGUAACUCACUAGUAGGAUCAAUAGAUCCAAUGUGGCAACACCAAUCUGCUCUGGAAAUGAUCAACAUCUCUGGUAACCAUUUUGUCGGACAGCUUCCAACCAACAUCAGCUCAGUGCUUCCAAAUUUGGAAGUCCUAGUUGCUUCUAAUAAUAUCAUUUCUGGAUAUCUGCCGCCAUCAUUGUGCAACAUUAGCAACAUCAGAAUUGUGGACCUAUCAAACAAUAAAUUUACAGGAGAAGUCCCAACUUGCUUUUUCACUGAUUGUUCUUACCUAACAAUCCUGAAGCUCUCAAAUAACAAUCUUGGAGGCUUGAUAUUUGGGGGGGUUAGUGAUUUGUCCGUAGCGGCAAUAUACCUUGACAGCAAUAAGUUUGAAGGAACACUCCCUAACAAUCUCUCGGGUAAUCCGGUAAUCAUGGAUUUACAUGAUAAUAAGCUGUCUGGCAAACUCGAUACUUCAUUUUGGGGCCUUUCACCGCAAGUUUUGAGUGUUGCUAGUAAUAACUUAACUGGCGAGAUUCAUCCAGCUAUUUGCAAAUUAAGUAGUAGUCUUCAGAUUUUAGAUAUGUCAGACAACAACUUUGUAGGGUCUACACCAAACUGUGCCAGUGAGUUACAAUUAUAUUUGCUAAACAUGUCUCGGAACUCCCUCUCAAGAUUCUCCCGUGGUUUCUUCAACAGCUCCUGUAUUACAGUUCUGGAUCUACGAUAUAAUCAGUUCCACGGCGACCUUGAUUGGACGCACAGCCUUGCUCAAACUAGGCUGCUUCUGUUGGGUGGGAAUAGGUUUGGGGGCCAAAUCUCCCCAAACAUAUGCCAUCUCCAAUACUUGAAUAUAAUUGACUUAUCAGACAACAGAAUUUCAGGUUCAGUACCACCCUGCAUUGGUGCCAUCUCAUUCGGAUAUCAUGCAGAUGACCUUGACUUUCAGACCUUGUUCAACUUUAUCGUCCUCGGAACCGGGUUUUCUAGUAUGGACAAUGAUGAUCCACCUUUCAUGUAUGACACUCCUUAUGACCUGCGAGGCUUCACCUUCUCCACCAAAGGGAACAUCUACGCAUACAGUCGUAGUUUCUUCAACCUGAUGUUCGGCAUUGAUAUAUCUGGGAACAUGCUGUCAGGAGAAAUUCCUUGGGAGAUAGGGAAUCUGACCCGUGUCAAGUCCCUCAACUUAUCGAACAACCACUUCAGUGGCCGGAUUCCAGCAUCACUUGCAAACAUGAGCGCCGUAGAAAGCUUGGACUUAUCCCACAAUGAGUUAGAUGGAGCAAUACCUUGGCAGCUGUCUCGGCUAUGGUCGCUGGAGGUGUUCUCGGUGGCCUACAACAACUUGUCCGGGUGCAUACCGGACUCUGCCCAGUUUGCCUCGUUUAGCAUGGACAGCUACAUCGGCAACAAGAACCUCCAAAACAUGUCGCUGGGGAAUGCGUGUUCUCCCGGCUCAGGCCGUGCUGCUGCCCCUGCACCGGAAGAUAUGGAUGAGACGCCUGAUGAUUUGAUCCUUUAUGUGGUUUGCGCGUCAUUUGUGCUGGCAUUUUGGGCCACCAUUGCAUUCUCCUUUUGCCAUCCAUGUGGACGCGCUGUCAUGCUCAGAUUGUAGAUCGCAGCACUGGCAUUCAGUCACCACUAGCAUGGAGACAAAGAGGCAAUCGUGAAAUACUGUAGCAGUUACCUGGCCUGCCUUUGCAAACAUGCAUGAAUUGGAUUUUCUUGUCCCUGAAAGACAGAUAUCAAUUAUUCA